This is a messenger RNA of Xyrauchen texanus (razorback sucker), 2842 nucleotides long. Its product is annotated as outer dense fiber protein 2-like. The record is from RefSeq and is a predicted model, not a curated record. Lineage: Eukaryota; Metazoa; Chordata; Actinopteri; Cypriniformes; Catostomidae. The transcript has 18 exons. Gene Ontology annotation, biological process: regulation of cilium assembly. Gene Ontology annotation, cellular component: centrosome. The coding region runs from base 363 to 2834 and encodes 823 amino acids.
ACAUCAUUUCACAGGGGACGCAACGCUGUUUUGAGGUUAGUGGCUACAUUUUAUUCGCAUAAAAUUAAUAGUUUUUAAAAGUACAUAAAGAAAUUUGUCAAUGCACUUCGAAUCAAUUGACAUGAACUGGACGUUUAAAUUAUCAAAAGCGUGAACAAAGGAUUAAGAGAACAGGCAUAGACGUGACUGAGGAAAACUAGUCCUUCUGUCUGUCUGUCUGUCUGUCUAUCUAUCUAUAUGAAUCCUAACACACCUAUUAAAAAAUCCUACAAGUUUAUGACACACUGCUGCUUGUGAAUUUUGUCGGACUCCUUAAACAAAUCAAAUAAAGACUCCAGGUACAGUCCCAUUGAAUCGAAGGGAUGAAAACACGGUCGUCCUCUCCACCCGUCCAUGUUCAUGUCCCUGACUCAACAUCUGUACAUGUUCACCUGAAGAAAAGUUCACAAAAAUGUCCAGCAGUGCCACCCAGCCAGCAAGGAAAAGGGAGCCAUUUACGAUCCACUGCCAGUGUGAAGGUGCGAGCUCCCUGGGUUCCACCUGGAAAGGUAUCUAGACGAAAGGAACACAAGUGGGAGGGGGCGACACGCUGUUUGGAGAUCAUACCGGGACCGGCCACUGACCAUUCCUCGCCUCCUCUGAGGCUCACUGAUUUGUCCAGUGAAGAGGAUGAUGCAAGAGGAGUAAUUGCCAACAUACCCAAAUAUGAGCGUCAGAUUGAAAAUCUUAUGUCAGAGGUUGACUUUAUAAGAAGUGAGGUAAAGUUACGUCAAACAGAGGACCAGUUGAAGCACCAGUCACAGCAGUUGAGUGCCUGUCACUGUUUGAUUGACCAACAUGAUGAAAAACUAGAGGAAGGCAAUAAGGACUUGAGAAGGUCAAAGCAUGAGAAUUCUGAUCUCCGGAGCACUGUGGAUGGGGCACAUGGCGAGCCUGGUAAAUUAAGGUCAGAAACAGAACCUCCACACCAGGAGAUAGAAACUCUGCUUAGGAAACUGGUGGAGGCUGAGAUAGAUGGCCAAGCUGCAGUCAAACAAGUGGCGGAUCUCAGGGAAACCAUGGGCAAACUUAGGAAGGACAAAAAACAGUCAAAGACUUAUUCUGAUCAGCUGGGUCGGCAACAUGAGCUACUAGAACAGAAGUUUGGCACCUUUGAAGAGACAAACCGCACUCUCCGACGACUUCUGAGAGUGCAGCAUGGACAGGAGACAGAUGCGCUACGGAGGUCUGAUGAGAGGGAGAUACUAUUGAGGAAACUAGCUGAUUCUGAGGCUAAAAAAAGGAAACUUGAGACUAAACUCAACAACAAGGAAAGGGAGGCCAAUCAGCUAGCGAACAAUUUGGAAACAGAAAAGGACCAUCUGAGAGGUAACGGAGAGCUUUCCAAGGUUCUUGAAUCCACCCGUAGUCGUCUGCAGAUCCAGCUGCAUAAGAAAGAGGCUGAAAAUAACCAGCUGGAGGCUCAGAUCCAAAGGCUGGAGAGCACGGUGCAGCAACAGCAGGUGGAGGUUCAGGGUCUGCUGGAGCAGAUGAGAGAGUUGAAGCAGCACUGUGAAGGGGACAGAGACAUCCACAAACAGGUCUUGGAGGACCAGAGAAAACGUGCUGAGCAAAGCGUGAAUACAGCAGCCCAGCUCUCUACACAACUCCUGGAGAAGGGGACUCUGUUAGCAGAGGCGCUCUCUUCUGCUGAAGAGCUUAGGCAGCGUUACUCCAAACAGAACAAAGAGAAGAGCAAACUCGAGCUGGAGAUCACCACAUUAAACAACCGGCUCAGUGAGUUGACUAAUCAGCUGCACAGUUGUGAGGAGAAGUCCUGUGCUGAGAGAGAGGGGCUUCUCAGCCGUCUGCACUCCCUCACCUCAGAGACCACAUCAACCAAACUGGAGAACCAGAGACUCAAGACUACUCUGUCAACUACAGAAGACAGAUUGUCUUUGUUUCAGUCUGAGGUGAAACAGCUGAAGAUCUCUCUCAAAGACUUUGAGAGUCUGGUAGAGGGUUACAAGAGCCAGCUGCAAAAGACACGCCUGGAGUCUGAGGAAUAUUCAUUAAGGCUGGAGCUGGCAGAGGAGGCGGCACGGAGUGACCGUGCAGAGGUGGAGAGAGAGGUGGAACAGGGCCGCAAGCAGCUCCAGGUCAGGCUAAAGGAGCUGGAGAUGCUGCAAGAUGCUCUGAAAUGCUCUGAGGAGCAGCUCAGGGAGGCCAGAGAGAACAUGCACAUCCAGGAUAGGAGAAAUGCAGAGCAGAACAGCACUCAUUCUGAACUCAGGAUCAAGAUGGAGCAGCAGAGUUGUCAGAUAGAGACAGUCCAAGAGAAGAACUUGUUUUUGCUUGAAGAAAACACUCAGCUGAAACACACUGUGGAGAACAUGGAAAGGAAGUUGGAAGAGGUGAGCACUCAGAACAGGGAUCUGCUUCAGCUUAUUGCCAAGCGUGAAGAGACAAUCCACAACAUACAGCUGCGUCUCGAGGAGAAGACGCAAGAGUGUGACUCCCAUUUCAAACAAGCAGAGCAGGCUAGGGAGGAGGCCCAGAGACAGAUGGACCAGAGCCUAGAGCGGAUGUUGUCCAAAGAACGGUCAGCUCAGUCCAAAAAGCUGGAGUUAGAGACCAAGCUGAGCCUGGCUAAAAAUGAGCUGGGUCAGCUACGCCGCAGCAAAGAUGAUAUGGAGAAGCGAUUUCAGUGCAAACUUCAAGAUAUGAAGAACCAGUUAGAGCAGAUGAACAGCACCAAUUUCAGCUUGAAGAACUAUGUUCACUACCUUAAGGCCUCAUACACCAAUGUAUUUGGAGACUCCGCAAUAACAAGUUCACUGAACAUCCAUAUCUAAAGUGUGUC